UGGUUCAUGGGUUCUGGAAAAUAAUUAUUGCACCACAGAACAAAAUGGAGACGACAUAUUACAUCAGCAAGCUUGUCAUAAAUACUAUAAAAAAACAAAACCCAUGAUUUCGCCUCCAGUUUAAAGUCAACCAAGAUGAAGUGAAAAAAUAUAAAAUGAAGGUUCAACCAACUGUUCUCUUGGAAGUUACAAUGCUGUAGAGAGAAUUGCAGGAGGGACCCUGCUUCAAACUCAUAACUAUUAAAAUGUAAAUCCAAAACACUCUUUAAUGCAUAGUCAAAAGACACAAUGGAAAUCCAGCAAAAUUGUCCCCGAAACAAAAUCAACAUGGGUGUUGCUAAUAAUGUAGCAGAAUUAAAUUCAUACGUUUUGGAAAACAUUGUCAAGAAAAAAGCAUAUAAAACUGCUGUUACUGAACUUCAUCAUAAAAGACAACAAAGAGAUUUUCUGUCCCUAGUAAAGAAUAUUACAAAGGAUUCUGACAACCAGGCUUACUUAUCAUACAAUGAGGAAGAUUUAUCAACAUUUACCGUGAUUCUGAAGCCAAAUGGAGGGCUAUAUUCUGGGCACUCGUUUAAUUUUAAAAUUCAUAUGCCAGCAAAGUAUCCCGCAGCCCCUCCACAGAUUACUUGUAUGCAACAUAUCUACCACCCUAAUAUUGACGAUGAAGGAGAAAUUUGCUUAAGUUUGCUUGAUGAUUGGUGUGGAGACACCAAUGACCUACGGGAUUGUGUUAUUGGUUUGUUGUUUCUAUUUCACCAUCCUAAUAUUGAUGAUCCUUUGAGUCCAUAUUUUGACCCAUAUGAGUUGUCAGAAAAAGAAUUUCGUGAAAAUGUUGAAAAGUCUUUGGUGGGGAAAGCGGUGGACGGAGUCAUAUUCAAAUUGUAAAACUGUUUUUUUUAAAAUAUGCAACACCAACUGCUAUGUCUGUAACAGUUAUGUCUUCUUUCAAGCAGAAGGUAAAUUUUCUCAGUGAAUAAUUUAACUAAAAGACAUUGAACAUAUCCGUAUCAUAAAUUUUUGAAAUUUUGGUUUUCAACUGCUUUGUUUUUUAAUGUUUUAUUGUGUAGUAUAUAAUUUAAUGUUACCUUUUUGUAUAUUUCUACAUCAUUGUAAUUUAUAUUUGUAAUAUUAAAACUUGUGAUAUAAA
Molecule: messenger RNA, 1150 nt
Organism: Hydractinia symbiolongicarpus
Lineage: Eukaryota; Metazoa; Cnidaria; Hydrozoa; Anthoathecata; Hydractiniidae
Exons: 2
Coding region: 289-888 (199 amino acids)
Biological process (GO): protein neddylation
Cellular component (GO): nucleus
Molecular function (GO): NEDD8 transferase activity
Source: RefSeq, a predicted model, not a curated record